Molecule: messenger RNA, 1779 nt
Organism: Penicillium taxi
Lineage: Eukaryota; Fungi; Ascomycota; Eurotiomycetes; Eurotiales; Aspergillaceae
Product: Zn(II)2Cys6 transcription factor
Exons: 3
Coding region: 1-1779 (592 amino acids)
Biological process (GO): regulation of DNA-templated transcription
Molecular function (GO): zinc ion binding; DNA-binding transcription factor activity, RNA polymerase II-specific
Source: RefSeq, a predicted model, not a curated record
AUGGUAUAUGAUGGUAAACCCAGUAAAGGUUGUGGAACCUGUCGCUCGCGCAAGAUCAGAUGUGACCAGGCCCGACCAGGUUGCCGGGAAUGCACUCGAACCAACCGAGAAUGCCCUGGAUAUCGCGACGAAAUGGGGCUGAUCUUUUGUGAUGAAACUGAAGCCGUCGCACGGAAGGCGCGGUCUGUCUAUUCUUCUGUCGCGGCUUCUACCUCGUCGUCUUCUUUAAGGCGCCCAAUUCCGCCCCAGUCGACUAAUUCCAGUUUCAUAGGGCAAAAUUCUGAAUGCUCUAUAAUCUCAGGCUCUUUUACGGGCCUAGGCGACCCUGAAUUUGAGUAUGGUUCUGAUACUGACCUCCAAUUCAGUAUGCGCCGAGCCAGACUGAGUCCUCUGGGAACACAUCCCAACACGGGAGUCUCAAAGCACGAGGCUAUUUGUUUCUUCCUCCAGUCGCACACUUUUUCAGGUAACUUUCUGAUAAAGGACACUUUGGAACAUUUCCUCAUGGCGUCUAGUGGGUCAUUAGGCCAGCGAGCCAUACAAUCCAGCAUAGUGGCGGUUGCCAGCGCCAUGCUCUCGCGUGUUCAAGGAGCUGGAGCAUUGUAUCAAGUUGCAUGUAAGGAGUACGGAUUUGCACUAGAGCUUGUCAAUCUGGCACUUGCCGAUCCCAAUGAGGCAAAGACAGACCAGACACUUGGUGCAGUUGUUCUUCUAUCCUUAUAUGAAAUCGUUGUAUCAAGGUCUCCGCAAGGAAUUGAGGGCUGGGCGAGCCAUAUUUGUGGAGCCGCAGCUCUCCUACAGUACCGGGGCCAUGCACAAUGGCAAAGCAUAGUAGGAAUCCGGCUUUUCCUACAUUUGCGAUAUCAGGUCGUCACAAGCUGCCUCCAGCGCGACAGUCUUGUACCCAUCUCUCUAUUAGAGUGUACCAUCCUCGAUACAUUCCCUGGAAUAAAGAAUGAUUUUGGAAAUAGACUUAUUGUGAUCAUCGGCAAUCUUGCAAAUCUGCGUGCAAAAAUCCGCUUACAAGUAUUGACCAACCACGAAAAAAUACUGAGUGCAGCCUGUGCUAUCGAAGCUGAACUUCUUAGCUGGUUGGCUGCUCUGCCACCGGAUUUUACAUACAGUACCCAUACACUCAUGCCACUAGACGCUUCUUUCAAGUACCACUGUCAUGGUAUCCAACCCUACAAAAAUUUUUAUCACAUCUACCCAGACAUCUGGUCGCCCAGUGUCUGGAAUCACUACCGCUGCGCACGUAUUCUUGUCAGUGAGCUUAUUAUAUCCCAAGUCCACACGAUAUCCAAAAUAUCGCCUGCGUCCUUAUCUGAAGAUUUUCGUUUAUACUGUGGGUCUCUACGCUCAACUAUACGUCACCUAGCCGUCGACAUCUGCCGCAGUAGCCCGUUUCUUCUGGGUGCUUGUAACUUGGAGGUACCUCCAGAAACGCCUAUUCUCCCGCCAGAGAGCUAUCUGGGCGGUCUCAUGCUGCUUUGGCCUCUAUUUGUUGCCGGAAUGGUCGAGGGACCGACUCAUCCACAUCGUAUGUGGGUAGUACAGUGUCUUCGAAUGAUAGGGAACAGGUGGGGGCUAGCGCAAGCGCUAGCAGAAAUGGAUAUUCUCAUCGUGGACCCUGGUAUGUUUUACUCUGCAGAGAUUUAUGGAGAAGCCGCUGAUACUGCGGUUGAGUCGUCCGUGCUUCCGUUCUCAGUCUAUCAUGUACCUUAUGAAAGUCUCUCUGCUUUGAAGGAGUUUCGAGAGCUUCAAGCGACUUCAGCAUAA